Molecule: messenger RNA, 6936 nt
Organism: Cervus elaphus (red deer)
Lineage: Eukaryota; Metazoa; Chordata; Mammalia; Artiodactyla; Cervidae
Gene: ARHGEF9
Product: Cdc42 guanine nucleotide exchange factor 9
Exons: 13
Coding region: 517-3849 (1110 amino acids)
Molecular function (GO): protein binding; guanyl-nucleotide exchange factor activity
Source: RefSeq, a predicted model, not a curated record
GCGAGCUGCAGCGCCAGGAGAGGCUCAGUUGAAUGCAAACCUCCUUGACCCCUAGCUGGCUCCGCAUGCACCUCUGCCGGAGCUCUCGGGCGUGCCGGUAACCUGCUGAGAGCGACUGCAGCCUACAGGCGAGGCGCAGCUGGGGGCCAGGGGCGGUCACAGCAACCGGUGGCUGGUUCUCUCUUUUGGGCUGCCUCGGCGGCGACCAGCAGCGCUCCCUCCGCAGCGGCGCCCCUUCCGGAGCUGCCUCUGUGCUAUCCUCCGCUGGUCCCCUAUCCCUGCCGCUCAUCAGUGGGUCAAUCCAACUCCUGGCUACGAGGGACGGGGACCCACCAUCCAGCCUGCCGCUCUACUCCGGGCCUGACCGUGGCGGAAGGAGCGCAACCUAGGUGAGGACCCACCCACCCCUAGGUCCAGUCGUCCAACUGAGCGCUUCUACCUCUCAAUGCUUGCAAGCUGGAAAUAACUCACCAACCCUCCCUCUAUGCCUUUGUGGCCCCAUCCCCUGCUGUGACAAUGGAGACUCUCAGCAGCUGUCGGACUACAUUCCUCUCUGAUCUGGUGCCCAAUGGUUACCUGGUUCAGGUCUUCCCAGGCCAUCCUGAGGUAGAAGGCCUGGCCAGCGAGGUAGGGCUGGAGAAGUCUGAGCAGUGUGACCAAGGUGAUUUGAGCUCCAGGGAAGAGAAUGGUCAGAACAAGAAGAAAAUCAAAGUCAACAAGAUAUGGAAUUUUAUGAGUCGUAGAAAAGGGGCCUCCAGUCAGGGGAAGAGACCCCAGUCCAUGAUUUUACUGGGAGACACUUCCAGACCAUCAGAGUUGAAGCCCAAAGUCACAUUAAAAGAUCGAAUGAAGUCAUUUAAGAGGUUGAAGCCUUCAAUUGGGGCCUCCAAGAAUACUACUUCUAGGAGCAGCCAGGUCCAGGAACCCCAGGAGGUGUCACAUAUUUACCAGAUGAGAAAGGCCCAGGAGGCCUCAAAGCCUUUUCGUUAUUCCUACUCAGGACACACUGAGGGCCUGGAGCCCUUCCUUGCAGAUGUGCAAAGACUGAUGCCCAAGAACCAGAAAGUGUUGGCCUUUGAUGAUUUUGGCAUCCAAGUGGAGGAGGAUCACUGGGAAAAAGAGUCCUCUGAGCAGCCUGGUAGGGGCAGGUGGACCAGGAGCUACAUGAAACACACAUUCUCUGGAGACUGUGAGGCCCCAUAUAGAUCAGCUGGAGACUCCAGAAUCCAGCAUCCUGAGUCUGCAAUUAAGGCCUCCACCUUAGAAGGGGAUGUGGAAAGGGGCUACGAGGAGAGCCUUAGGCACCUGCGUCGAGACAAGGCUGUGCCUUUUGGUAGUGUUAUCAAGUUCUUCAGCAACGUGGCCGAGGUGGCGCGCAAGUGGCGUGCAUUAUCCCGGGAAGAGCUGCAGAUGAGCCAACAGCGUGACAAGACCUACUUCAUCAGUGGUGACAGUGAAGCCCUCAUCAUAGAGGGUGCCGCCUCCCAGGCCUCCUUCCCACUCAACCUGCCCUGCCAGCCCCCUGAGGUUAUGGUGUGGGGCAGUGUCAUUGAGAGGUGCCAGCACUGUCACCAAAAGGCCUCAGAAGCCUCAUGCACAUUUGAAAUGAGCAUUGAGGGCAAGAAGAAUUUGGGCCAGGCCAUUGAAGACCCCUGGCCUGCUGCUGCCUUAGUCUCAACCUCCACCUCACCUGUCUUUGAGGUCCAGAAUAACCCAACUCCACAGGCUAGGUGCAGUUGUCAUUAUGGCCAUGUCUUCACCAGGGAGAACUCCUCAGAGGAACUUGAUGAAGACAUUGAGACUGUGGUCAGCGUCCUUAAGGAAGAUGACAGUGCUGGACAUUCCCCUGAGCUGGGCACCUGUGCCAAGUUAACCACCAAGGCUGUCAUGGAGAAGCUAGAAGAGAAGCCUGAUGAGAUGGAGAAACCAGAGGCCUGCAAGGGGCCCGGGGCAUCCAUCCAGGCAGGACAGCCCCCGGAUUCUGACUUGGAUAUGAGAACAGCGGGUCCAGAGAGGAAAGCCAGCAAGUCCAGUACUGGAGUCCUGGGUACUCAGUUUUGUUUGCAGACUUUCUUUCCCCCAGCUGAACCAUCACCAAGGACUGUACCACUCAAAAUCCUUCUGGGAAAAUGCCAUUCUCUGUCCAUCUCACAGAGCAUCCCCAUGGAGCUGGAUCAAGUGGGUUGGAGGAGAUCCAGGAAGCUUUACACAGAUAACUUGGACCAGGGUUCCAAGACACUAGAAACCUGCAAGAACAUCGAUGGAUACUUGAAACCUCAGGGAACAGGAACUGAGCAUAUUAAUGAGCUGAUCACUGGAGAUUCCAUCGUUAGUGCUGAGGCAGUAUGGGAUCACGUCACCAUGGCCAACCGGGAGUUGGCAUUUAAGGCUGGCGACGUCAUCAAAGUCUUGGAUGCUUCCAACAAGGAUUGGUGGUGGGGCCAGAUCGACGAUGAGGAGGGAUGGUUUCCUGCCAGCUUUGUGAGGCUAUGGGUGAACCAGGAGGAUGGGGUAGAGGAAGGGCCCAGUGACGUUCAGAAUGGGCACCUGGACCCCAACUCAGACUGCCUCUGUCUGGGCCGGCCACUCCAAAACCGGGACCAGAUGCGGGCCAACGUCAUCAAUGAGAUCAUGAGCACCGAGCGUCAUUACAUCAAGCACCUAAAGGACAUUUGUGAGGGCUACCUGAAGCAAUGCCGGAAGAGAAGAGACAUGUUCAGUGAUGAGCAACUGAAGGUGAUCUUUGGGAACAUUGAAGACAUCUACAGGUUUCAGAUGGGCUUUGUAAGAGACCUGGAAAAACAGUACAACAAUGAUGACCCCCAUCUCAGCGAGAUAGGACCCUGCUUCCUGGAGCACCAAGAUGGAUUCUGGAUAUACUCUGAGUACUGUAACAAUCACCUGGACGCCUGUAUGGAGCUCUCCAAACUGAUGAAGGACAGCCGCUACCAACACUUUUUUGAGGCCUGUCGCCUCUUGCAGCAAAUGAUUGACAUUGCCAUUGAUGGUUUCCUUUUGACGCCAGUACAGAAGAUCUGCAAGUAUCCCUUACAGCUGGCUGAGCUCCUCAAGUAUACCGCCCAGGACCAUAGUGACUACAGGUAUGUGGCAGCUGCUCUGGCUGUCAUGAGAAAUGUGACUCAGCAGAUCAAUGAACGCAAGCGUCGCUUGGAGAAUAUUGACAAGAUUGCACAGUGGCAAGCCUCUGUUCUAGAUUGGGAGGGUGAGGACAUCCUAGACAGGAGCUCGGAGCUGAUCUACACUGGGGAGAUGGCGUGGAUCUACCAGCCCUAUGGCCGCAACCAGCAGCGAGUCUUCUUCCUGUUUGACCACCAGAUGGUCCUCUGCAAGAAGGACCUGAUCCGGAGAGACAUCCUGUACUACAAAGGCCGCAUUGAUAUGGAUAAAUAUGAGGUAGUGGACAUUGAAGAUGGCAGAGAUGAUGACUUUAAUGUAAGCAUGAAAAAUGCCUUCAAGCUUCACAACAAGGAGACUGAAGAGAUACAUCUAUUCUUUGCCAAGAAAUUGGAGGAGAAGAUACGCUGGCUCAGAGCUUUCAGAGAAGAGAGGAAAAUGGUACAGGAAGAUGAAAAAAUUGGGUUUGAGAUUUCUGAAAACCAGAAGAGGCAGGCUGCAAUGACUGUGAGAAAAGUCUCUAAACAAAAAGGUGUCAACUCUGCCCGCUCAGUUCCUCCUUCCUACCCACCACCACAGGACCCGUUAAACCAGGGCCAAUACCUGGUCCCCGAUGGCAUCGCUCAGUCGCAGGUCUUUGAGUUCACCGAACCCAAGCGCAGCCAGUCACCAUUCUGGCAAAACUUCAGCAGGUUAACCCCCUUCAAAAAAUAAUACCAACAGGGAGGCAGAUAAUUUUAAAAUAAAUAAAAUUAUAUUUAUAGAUGGACCUUUUUUUGGAGAAGCACUGUUGAAAUUUAUAUAUAUAUAUAUACAUAUACACACACAUGCAUACACACACAUACACAAAAACACACAAAGUCUUGAGUGUACACACCCACACACCCAACUACACACACACACACACACACACACACUCACACUCACACUCACACACACACACAUGCAGAAGGACCAAAAAUGUUUUCUGUUGUUUUGGGCAAGUAAAAUCUGUAGUUGGUAGGAAGAAGUACCAAUGACUUCCAAACACGUGAUCCCUUAAAAAGUUUUCUGUUCUUAUCCUGCCCCCCUCCCCUUUACUUUCAGAAACUUACAUUUCUAUUUGUUCCUUUUUUGUUAAGAUAAUCUUUUUGCUCUCCUGUGAAUGAUUCAUUGACUUGUCAUUAUUAACAUAGAUGUGUUGUAUUGUUUUUUACUUUCCUGAUGAUACUGAUGCUGAUGACUUUUGAAUUUAAUUUAAUAUGGUGGAGUUUGGGAGUUUUGAAUUUCUUUUUUUUCCUUUUACUUCUCAUUGGGUAAAGGAAGGAUCCCCUUUCUCCUCUCCCUCAACUGAUCAUCUGCGAAUGUUUCUGCAGCCCUGCAGUUGCCCCAAAUAGCCUUUUUCCUGCAUCUUCUGUCCUAGUCAUACCAGUCUGGACAUGCUCUGUUGUGCCCUGUGACAUAACUGCUCAAUAUUUCUAUUGCUUUCACUGUGUUUUAGGGGUUGUGGAGGGAUUGAAACUAAACAGAAGUAAGAGAAUGUCAGAAUAAUGAUACUAGAAGGGACUUUUGUUCAGAAAAUGUUCUGCAUUUGGGCUGUUUCUUCUUCUAGCACUGGGGGUUCCCAUGUUGUAGCACUGCUGGGUCAUGACAGUUUUGUAUCUGGGGUUUAGUUUGGGUCAGUUAUUCUCUUCUUCAUGCCACUUUGGUUAUGGGGUUUCUUCUAGGCUUCUUCCUCCCCUAACUUAAAAAGUCUGAACUAGAAGCAAAGAGGCUGAGACUCUGCCCCUUGAAGGAGGGAUUCAACUGUCUCCAGUAACAGGUAGGUUUAGGGCAUGGUUCCCCACUGAAGUCAGUUCAGCAGCCUGGUUAUACCUGCUUCACAUUUGCAGAUUGUUUAGGCAGCAUUGUUCAGAGUCUGUGAGAGGUCAAAACAGAGCUCACCUGACCAAGAUCAUCAGCUGUAUUCAAAUUAUUGACCUAGACAGAAUCCAGGGCUGAGAGUAAUCUCUUAUAGGAAAGAAGAAAGACGGGCAUGGAAAGAGACAUCCUCAGUCCAAGAUACGUACUUACAGUUCCUAACUUAGGUGUAACUUCCCCCAUUGUUAGCAGAUUGCAUGGAUAAUCUUCCAUGGCUCCUUCAUCCUCCUCCCUGUUUUCCUUCUUUCUCCUGCUCUCCCCUACACAGGAGGAUUGCUGGUAUGAGCAUAAUUAAAGCACUUCUGGAACUCAAAGAAUGCCCUAUUUCCAACAUUCUCCCAUCCCACCACAAUUGAAGUAAGCAAGUGAGAAGCCCAGGGGACAUGUCCCUGUGGAGAAAGGAUCUGAGGCAGAGUUGCUACCCUCAGGUUCAUUUUUGGCAGGCUUUACACUUCCCACACAAAGAGACAGGCUCCCUAUGUGUACUCCCUAUUCCUCCUCUCCACAUGGCCUCUUGGGUAGGUAGACCUUGAAUAGUACGAAGAAUGUAGCACAAAGGAGUAAAGAUGGGCCCUACUAUGGAGAGCCAUUCUAAUGAGGAGAUUGAGUCUGUCCUGGACCCUGUGGGAGAAGAAGACUUCAUCAUGAAAGGACCUCAGCUUAAUGAGCGGCAGCUGUGGCUGAAUGGGACACUUAACAUAGCUAGCUUGAUUGCUGCUUUUAUGCUUCCUGAUCCAGACCAGGCCCUGUCUAGCCUGGGAAUUUUUCCUCUUUGGGAAUCAAAUAACAACCUGUUUAAGCUCACAUUCCACCACACCCAAAUGAGACUUGAGGAGUAAGCCAAGGAUAAGCCUGAAUUGAGCAGAGGGCUAGAGCUCGGGACUGGCCACCACUGCUCAGCACAAGACCCAACUAAGCCCCCUUGGCAAAGAACCUGGAACUGAGUGCCGAAGCUAAAUUGACCUCCCUGUCAAACAGAAUAUCUGGCUGUGUAGGCCUCCCUUGAGUGUACAUUGUUUUCCCACUUUCCAUUCUUUCCCAUUAGGCCUGGCCUUGACAUGUUUCUCCAGAGCUUGGGGGCACACCAAAAGGGGAUGCUUGGACAGGUCCCUGGACCUACAACUUCUCUUGGCCAAGCUCCCUCCCACACCCCCUUCCUGCUCACCUGGACAGGGAGCAGGACACAGAGCUCCAGGAUCAGGGAUUAUCACCUCUUUUCCACCUACCUCUCACCCACCCAACUCACUGGUCUCAUCAGAUGCCAAUAACUUGUGAAAACAAUAAGAAAUCAGUUUACCAUUGGUCAGAAAAUUCCUGUAACCUAUGACAGCAAGCAGACCAGUGAUGGACAGCCUCAAGGGGAGCCCCCAUUACCUGAGUUCAGAAUCCAAGCCUAUUCUGUGUCCCCACAGCAGUGCUCUCCCCAAGGAAUCUGUAAAUCUCUGUUUCUGCAUGGUCCAGAGAUCCCCUUUCCUCACCUCAAUGAGGCCUGGAUUUGCUCUCCAAAAGGCUUGGAACCUGCCAUAGAAUGGCCUAAUCCAGAAACUCAACUCUUCUUUCUCCCUCUCUCUCUCAUUCCUUCUACAUGUAUGUCUCUAAAGGAUGUAUAAGGACAGCAACAAGAGAGUUCGAACAAUUCUAGUGUGAAACCAAAUAGUGAUCUUUUAGUGCUUUGGGGAUGGGGUGGGCUGGGGUGGAUGGAUGGGCAACAGUGAUUUUGAUUACCCCUGCUGCUCUGCACUUGCCAGUUUAUUAUUUCAUUUCUUCUAUCUGAUUGUUUGACCCUGUCAAACAAGUGUCAAAGUUGUGUGUUUAAAAAAAUGUUUAACAAAAAUAUGAUGUUGUAAUGACACAAAGCCUUAUGAAAAUAUUUAUGGAGUUCAAUAAAAGAAGUAAAAGACA